Molecule: messenger RNA, 2385 nt
Organism: Arachis stenosperma
Lineage: Eukaryota; Viridiplantae; Streptophyta; Magnoliopsida; Fabales; Fabaceae
Exons: 2
Coding region: 2-1654 (550 amino acids)
Source: RefSeq, a predicted model, not a curated record
GAUGAUGGAGUCGGCGGAAACAGCAUCAUGCCUGUGGAUGAUCACAGACCAAAAAAUCUUUGGCAUACGCAUUGAAAAGUUAGAAAAAUUGGGGAAGAAUGAGGUUAGGGAUUGGAAAUCCCAUCUUGAGCCGGCUCCCUUUGAUUUCCAGUUGGAGCUUCCAGAGAACAGCUUGUUGUAUCCCUUUAUCUUCGACUCGAAACUUUUCUUACUCGGUGGUCCAAGCGAUUCUGGCACCAGGAUCUACCAAAUCUCCUAUGUCGGCGGCGACACGUUGGACAUAUCUGAGGCAGUAGCGACGGGCGCAAUCCCUCCGCUACCGACCGGCCACCACAAUUACAUUGCAAACAUUCAAGAUGACGUUUACUUGUUGGUGCAUGAUGCACCGGGAGAAAGUCGGACGGGGUUAUGGAUUUUACGUUCCCGUUCUGGGAAAUGGCAUUCCUUGUCCAUUCCUCCAACUGCACUCUCUGAUCUUCAUCCUUCUUGGCCUUGGCCUUUCGUGCUGAAAGAUAAGCUCUUCUUCCAUUCCUUGUCCGCACCACGCAUUGACUGUGCCUACGACCCCCGAACUGCCACGUGGCAUAAACCGGAGCGCGCAUUUUCUUUCUCUGAUCGUCAUUUUCACCCACCCCUUGUGCUGGUGUCGUCCCUUGAGGAUGUAGGCAAUUGCAGUGUGGUGCUGACAUGGAAGUUGGAGUGUAUUCCCAAAGGAUCUCGUGUGAAAUAUUCAAUACACGCUUUGCUGGUGGAUAAUCAAGAUUAUCGUGUUCGUCGCCAUCAAGUCCUUGAUGAGUUGUGUGAGGCGAUCCAACCAUCCUACUUUAAGGGUACGUGCACAGAAAUGAACUUGGUUGACCUUGGCAACAGCAAAGUAUGCGUUCUCAUCGGUGGUCUUGCAGAAAGCAUUCGAGAUCCAGCCCUUUGCAUUUUAAUAGUUGAAUUAGGGUUGGUACAAGAGGAGGAGCAAAGGUUCUUAUCUGUGCAUGUACUCGUGAAUCAAGUCUACGGGAUGUUGCCCUUGCCUUACUUAGAGGACCGCCGUCUUGACGUGCUCUGCACCUCCUUUCUUUUCUCGCUCAGCAAGGGAAUGUCGGACAUAGACAGGGAUGCCGUGGAGGAUCAUAUAGGUGAGAAAGCUCUCACCCUGACUUCGGCAUCUCUGGCGAACAGGGCAUCCGGGAAGGACGACCCUUCCACAGAAGGUGAUAAAGAUGAUGUGGUCGAGGUUGCUCAAUCUAAGGAGAUUAGUUUAAAGAGAAGAAAGCCAGAGUCAGCUGCUGUAGGUCUUGAGAAGUACGUGGAGGUUUCUCAAUUGAAGGAUAAGGGUAGAGAAUUGGGUAUGAAGGACAUGACCGAGGCUUUGAAGGCGAAGGAAAAAGAGUCAGAGGAAAUGGUAAAACAGAUAACUACUUUGCAGUCUCAAUUGAAGGGACGAGAUGAGAAGAUUGAGGCAUUAACUCUAAAGGUGGGUGAGAUGUUUCGGAAAGGGUUUGAUCGUGCUAUAAGUCAAAUUAAGGCUCUUGCGCCGGAGGUUAACGUGGUUGAUAUGGAUGUAUCCAAGAUUGUGGUAAAUGGAGUAUUAGUGGAUGCUAACAUCCCGGAGGAAGGUUGUGAUGUCAAAGAGAAUGAUAUCAAAGUGGGUGCCAAUUAAAGAAAAAAAGGAAGCUCUCCUAAAAGAACUUGCUGAGAUCGAACAGAAUGGAAAGUCCUUUUCAAAAACUUAAACACAGGAAACAACUGCUUGACAAAGAAGUUCUAUCUUUGUCAAAAGAAAAAAUUAAUCUUGAAGCUCGAACCAAACAACUUCAUGCUGUAGAGUUGAAACAAUUACAAAAUCUCCAAUCACUUGCGCAGGAGCGAUCACAGCUGAAGGAACAACUGGACCAACUUUUGCAGCCUUAUGAAAAUUGAAGGCUUGGUAUGCCAAGUGAUUAUAUAACUGAACAUCUCCUUUCUUGUUAUCACCCGUCUUUAUAUUUUCAGAACUGAGUAUUUUGCACUAUGAAAUGAUUCAAAUAUUUACCAUUAACAAGGGAGAGGAGUCCUUCAGAGAAUUCAAAGUGUGCCCAAGUUUCCCACAGUUCAUAGAUCAUAAGCUAAGUUCACAUUAGCUUUAAGGGCAGAUUAUAUAUCCUCCAAUUCCAAAGGAUACGUAGAAAUCAUGAUGCAUCAAGGCUUUAGGGGAGGGGUUCUAAAUUUAUUGUUUGGACUUUGGAUUGUUUACAAAACAAAUCUAGGACUAGUUAAAUUAGGGGGAUUCUACUAUCAUGAGUGGUUUGGAAGAUGCAAUGGAUUUUUGGGAAGUAGGAUUAAUCUACAUCAAACCCUCUUUUAGGUAUGCAUUGCAUUGUAUGAUAUCAUAUAUGGACAGAAUUUUCAGAU